This is a messenger RNA of Parnassius mnemosyne (clouded apollo), 1107 nucleotides long. NCBI's taxonomy places the organism in Eukaryota, Metazoa, Arthropoda, Insecta, Lepidoptera, Papilionidae. The record is from the annotation of a GenBank genome assembly.
AUGGAGUUACCGGAAAGCAACAACAGGGUACGCCGAUUGAUUCAAUAUUGUCGUAGAAAAAUUAAAGAGAAAAUCCAUUCAAACAAAACGAAAAUAAAAUGGAACUGGCCGGAAUUACACCUUUAUUGCGGGAUUUGCGACUUGAAGACCGGGCUUUACAUACGAUGUAUUUUCAGCGUGGUGGUAGUUACUACCAUCCUUGUCAUGAAUUGUUUCAUGCUAUACUUCUUGUUAGAGAAUGGAAAGUUCCUGUUUGAUCUGGAGCUAGUUGAUUUGGAGGAAUACUUGCACGUGAAUUUCUCCGACAUCACUUUGGAGAAGUUAAGAAAAUUGCACACACUCGUAUUGAGUUAUUUGUUACUGUGGAUUAUAUUCAAGAUUUUGUAUAUAUUUGCAGUGUUUUUAACGUUUUAUGCUGUUUACAAGAAAAAGCCAAGGAUACUAAAGUAUGUGUUAUACAUAAACACAUUCAACUGGAUUUUUGACGUCUUCGUUUCGGCAUUGGGAGCUGCUGUAGCUGAAAUCAUGUCGAAAACUGUCGUAGUUAUUUCUGUUUUAUUCGAAGGCUACAACUUAAUAGCGAUUAGCAGCCAAUACAAGCAACUCAGGGGAAAAUCAAGAUUAAUUUUGAACGAAAACAACACCGACUAUAAUUUUGAAACGGCUACUUCAACAUCACCCGCUACUACUACUAAUUCUUCUGAGCAAACCCUAGAUCUACCAGUAGAACGUCCUCAAUAUACUACACAGCCUCCUCUCCAAAUUCAGCCAUAUUGCCAGACCUGUUCAUGUCGCGUAAAGUCUGUUUUCACAAGAAAUAUGGGAACUGCAAACACGUCCGGCGUUGAAUCAAAUCCGGCUGCACCCUUCACUGUGAAUCAAUUAGUACCAGGAGAAAGCACCGUUUUUGAAAAUGUACAGUGUGUGAAUACGUCUGUAGUCGUUGAUUUUCAAAGACUUUCGAGACCAACAACACUGGACUUGCUACCUGCAUACGAAGAGAAAAAGGUCGACUUGACAGAUGAUCCGGUAAUUUACGAUCAAAAUCAGUUGCAAAUAAGUGGAAGUUCAGUGAUAGAAAAUAGUAAAGAAAAUGAAUCGACGUAA